Molecule: messenger RNA, 1938 nt
Organism: Funneliformis caledonium
Lineage: Eukaryota; Fungi; Glomeromycota; Glomeromycetes; Glomerales; Glomeraceae
Source: the annotation of a GenBank genome assembly
AUGUCAGAUUGGAAAAUUUAUCAACUAGGAAUUUAUGUUAAUAAAGAUUAUACCUUUUAUUAUUAUAGUCUUAGUGCAAAAGGGGAAUAUUCUCAUGGCAUUAUUAUGUUGUGUUAUUGUUACUUUAAUGGCUUUGGGACAUCCAUUGACAACAAUGAUGCACAAUAUAAUGUUGCUGUUUCUAAGAAGAGAUUAGAGGAACUAUCUGGGAUUUUACUUUUGGAAGACGAAAAACAAAUUGAUACAAAUCCAACAAAGCAGCAAAUAAUAGAAAAGUGGAAGUUGAAUCAUGGUUUAAUCUUGGAUGGAUGUAGCAUGCAAUCAAAUGAACGAUCUGUUUUAUCGUUGAUGACGAUAAAUUGUGCAUUGAUUUAUAUAAUGGAGAGCCUAUGGCCUAUAUCAGCAUGGGGAAAUAUUCAUGAAUUAUACGGUCACGUUUUUGCAUAUAAGAUUUUAGUCGGAGGACAGAUAUUUAUCAAAGAUUUCAAUUUAGCUUCUUCGAUACAAAAGGAUAUUUUAAAACUUUAUUUAAUUUGGGCGUAUAAUUCAGCUAAAGAUGAUGAAAACUCAUUCAAUAAUAAUUCUUUUGGAUUGAACUUUUUACCGAGAAUAGAAACGUCAAAUGGUUUAAAAAAUGGAAAGUUAGAUGAAAAUUACGAGAAUUUUGAUGAAAGAUAUUUGGGAAUCGCUAAUUUUGAAAAAAAGGUUGAAUUUGGAAAGUUUCGUAUAUUUCAAGGCCUUGUAAUUCAAUCCCAUAAAGUGGAGAGUAGCAAGAAAAUUGCCAUGAAUAUUAUUCAAGUUCCUCAAGUGAAUUCGGUUGGCAACUUUUAUUUUGAAAUGAUAAAUCCAACGACAAAAUGUGAACAAUACGAAGUUCUUAUCAAUAAGAAUCAUUUAGAACCUUCAUUGGAGUUUUGUAAUGCCAUAGAAAAAGCGCUUAAUGAAAUGAAACCAUUAAAUGCCUUACAAAACUUACCAAUACUUGAAUCUUUAAAUUCAUAUUUUAAGAAAUUCAAACUUUCGCAUUUCAUUACGCAAACAGGAAAUAUACUUGAAAAAGAUUCUUUAUAUAAUUGGAUUAGCAAUGCCAACCAUAAUGGUGGAAGAUUACUUGUAAAAUUUGGAUUUUAUGAUGUUAAUGGAUUUUCUGCGAUGAUGAUUCCUUUAAGGGAAUCAAGUAUUAAUAUUGAAGGUUGUUCUAUUUUAUGGAUGAUAGUCGGAAAUCCUUUAAAAUUAUCGGUUUUUAGCCCAAAUAAUCGAGAAAUUCAAGUAGAAAGUAUCAAAAAGUCUAUCACUUUGCAACCAAACAAAUCAAUAUAUCAUAUCGAAGCUCAAUUUCUUUUGUCACAUGGAUAUAGUAUACUUAUUGGCACAAAUUUUUCAUCAACAAAUUUUUAUAAUAUUAGGCUAGUCGAUUGGUCAUAUAAUUACUUAGACUUAUAUGUCUGUAUUUUACGCUCAGAUUAUGGAAGUUCAUUAAAGAUUGAUCAUGGAAGAACGAUGUGUCUUUUAGACUUAUUUGGAUUUACUUUAACUUACGACAAUUUGAAAUACAAACCGUUUCAUGUAUUUAAUAAGCUGAUUGACAUUCAAAGUAUGAUCAAGCAACACUCUAAAGAUGAUGAUGAUGUUCGGUUGAUUAGUUCAGAAGGAUCAACGGUAUUAAAAGCAGAUGAUCAAAAUGUUCAAGAAAGUCCAAAGCAAGAAAUCACCAUAGCCGCUGUUCCAAUUACAAAAUUUCAUCUUUUGAUCUCAGAAAUUGAAACUGCUUUUAAUGAGAUGCUUGACAUUGAAAUAGUUGCCGAACAUUAUAAACGAACUUGUGCUGCAUUAUUACGAGUAAUUCAUUAUGUUUUCAUGGCCGCGCUCGAUCUCAAAUUUCUCGAAGAAAUGAAAAUUGAAAAAGAAAUUGGUGAUGUCAAGAAAAUUAGAAAGUAG